Messenger RNA from Vicia villosa (hairy vetch), 630 nucleotides. RefSeq lists its product as uncharacterized. The transcript is spliced from 2 exons. Gene Ontology annotation, biological process: cell fate determination. The record is from RefSeq and is a predicted model, not a curated record. Lineage: Eukaryota; Viridiplantae; Streptophyta; Magnoliopsida; Fabales; Fabaceae. Bases 81 to 458 code for a protein of 125 amino acids.
AUUCCUUCCUCAAGACUUUGACAGUUAUUUUAAAUAUAAAUUAAACCAGAAAAAACCACAAGAUUAAGCAAUCAAGGACCAUGGCAACCACCUGCAAGUAUCUUAUUUCCAUCAUCUUCAUUACUCUGCUCAUCACGGGAACCUAUGCUCAAUGUCCAUUGAACAGCCUUUUCAUUAUCACAAGAAUGACUGGUGCAAAAAUAGGAGGCAAAACUCAAUGGAGGGUUACUAUAGUUAACAAGUGCAACUGUCCAUUAAGCCAAAUAGUAUUGAAUUGUCAAGGGUUUCAAAGUACUAUGCCUGUUGACAAUACAAUUCUUCUUAAGAGGGGUGACAAUUGUCUCCUAUAUAAUGGUCAUGCCUUGAGUGGAAAUGAUGCUAAUCAAUUUGCAUAUGCUUGGGAUACACCCUUUAAUCUUUAUCCUGUAAGUGCUAUUACAGGUAGUCCUUGCAAAUAAGGUUGACUUAUAUUCAACCCAAAUUUUAAGACAGCUAAGUCUGUGAUGUAAUACAAUUUUAUAAGGGUUGAAUUAGAUUCAACUAAAAUUUUAAGAAUAAUUAAUAAAAGCAUCACUAUAUAUGAAUAAAAAGAAAAACAUCACUAUUUAUAUAUAUUAUUUAUUUGAGCUA